ACCAGGAAGUGGAUGUCGGAGAAAGCAUGGCGGCGCGCUGUGUUCUGCAGUCCGCAAGGGCAGCGCUGAGGUCCGUUCAGAGCGAUCUCAGCAGUAAAGGUUUAUUUCAGAGGAUACCGGCUUUCUCACAGCUCUCGUUUUUAGGGAGUGCGCCGUGUCGCGGACUUAGACAUGUGGUGGAGAAGAAAGAUGGCAAAACGACAGUUAUAGAGGGUGUUAUAGAGCCUAUAUCUGAACGACCACAGCCUCCCAACCCCACAGCUUCCUGUCCCAUCUACAGAUGGAACCUACAAAACAAGUACAACUACACCGACGUCCUGUUACUCAGGCAGUUCAUUCGCUCGGAUGGCGGGAUGCUCCCUCGGCGCAUUACAGGCCUCUGUGCUCAGGAACAUACCAAGAUAGCAAUUUGUGUACAAAUGGCCCAUCGUGCAGGUCUUCUACCAGAUCAUAAACCCCCCUUACCUGAUGGCCAUGUUCCAAAACCUAAGCCCAACCCACCUCUCAACCGGUAUCUGACACGUUACUCUGUGAAGUCUGUGAGGCCCAUCUACAAGACAGGGCUGAAGUGGUGUAAGAAGAGAAUGAGUGUAGGACACCCUGCUCUGAAAAACAAUGUCAGAUACAGCCCCAAACCACUGUACAUAAAGCACUGAUGGAUACUCGCAAUCAAAA
Labeo rohita (rohu) is the source of this 675-nucleotide messenger RNA. It is a transcript of the gene mrps18a, whose product is annotated as mitochondrial ribosomal protein S18A. Gene Ontology annotation, cellular component: mitochondrial small ribosomal subunit; ribosome. Gene Ontology annotation, biological process: mitochondrial translation. The record is from RefSeq and is a predicted model, not a curated record. Gene Ontology annotation, molecular function: small ribosomal subunit rRNA binding; structural constituent of ribosome. NCBI's taxonomy places the organism in Eukaryota, Metazoa, Chordata, Actinopteri, Cypriniformes, Cyprinidae.